GGAUGUCAGAGCAGGGCGGCGACGGCGGAGCCAGGCCGGGAGUGCGGAGCCGGCGGAGCCCAGGCUGCGUGGUUUAAGCCCCCUGCCUUUUGAUCCUGCCAGCAACAGCAAACUCCUGCAGCUGGGCAGCACCCUGGACCCGCAGGCAUCGGAGAGCCCAGCUGAGGAUGGAAGUGACCUGGGCAAGAAGAGGAAGAGAGCAAAGGUUCCUGCAGAUGGUGCCAGAAAUCUAAGCCUGGACUCCAUUCCGAUGGGCUUGCCAAUGUCAGACCCAACUGCCUGGGCCACUGCCAUGAACAACCUGGGGAUGGCUCCCAUGGGGAUGACAGGACAGCCCCUCCUGCCUGACUUUGAUCCUGCUCUUGGGGUGAUGACUGGAAUCCCUCCCAUCAACCCUAUGAUGCCAGGUUUGGGCAUAGUCCCACCUCCCAUCCCUCCAGACAUGCCUGCUGUGAAGGAGAUCAUUCACUGCAAGAGCUGCACCCUCUUCCCACCCAACCCACAUCUGCCCCCUCCAGCCACAAGAGAGAGGCCCCCAGGGUGCAAGACAGUGUUUGUGGGGGGCCUGCCAGAGAAUGGGACGGAGCAGAUCAUCAUGGAGGUGUUUGAGCAGUGUGGGGAGGUCAUCGCCAUCCGCAAGAGCAAGAAGAACUUCUGCCACAUCCGCUUUGCCGAGGAGUUCAUGGUGGACAAGGCUCUUUACCUCUCUGGCUACCGCAUCAGGCUGGGCUCCAGCACGGACAAGAAGGACACAGGCCGGCUGCACGUGGACUUCGCCCAGGCCCGCGACGACCUCUACGAGUGGGAGUGCAAGCAGCGGAUGCUGGCGCGGGAGGAGCGGCACCGCCGGCGCCUGGAGGAGGAGCGCUUCCGACCGCCCUCCCCGCCCCCCGUCGUCCACUACUCCGACCACGAGUGCAGCAUCGUCGCCGACAAGCUGAAAGAUGACACCAAGUUCCUGGAAGCCAUCCAGACCUUGCUCACCUGGAUAGAGCGUGGAGAGGUGAACAGGAGGACUGCCAACAACUUCUACUCCAUGAUCCAGUCAGCCAACAGCCACAUCCGCAGGCUGGUGAACGAGAAGGCAGCUCACGAGAAGGAGAUGGAGGAGGCCAAGGAGAAGUUCAAACUUGCUCUCUCAGGGAUUCUGGUGCAGUUCGAGCAGAUAGUGGCCGUGUACCAUUCUGCCUCCAAACAAAAGGCUUGGGACCAUUUCACGAAAGCUCAGCGUAAGAACAUCAGCGUGUGGUGCAAACAAGCAGAGGAGAUCCGGAACAUCCAUAACGAUGAGCUGAUGGGCAUUCGGAGGGAGGAGGAGAUGGAAAUGUCUGAUGAAGAAAUAGAAGAUCCACCAGAGAUGAAAGAAACAGAAGAAUCAGCACUGGUGUCACAAGUGGAAGCCCUGAAGGAGGAGAACGACAGCCUGCGCUGGCAGCUGGACGCCUACCGCAACGAGGUGGAGCUGCUCAAGCAGGAGCAGGGCAAAGCGAGCAGGGAUGAGGACACAACCAAGGAGCAGCAGAUGAAGCUUCUCCAGCAGGCUCUGCAGGGCAUGCAGAAGCAUCUUCUGAAAUUACAAGAGGAGUACAAAAAGAGAGAAGCUGAGCUGGAAAAAGUGAAAGAAGACAAACUGAAAGUAGAGUCAUUACUGGAGAACCUGAAGGAGCAGCAAAGCAUGGCAGAUGAAGAGGACAAGGAGAGGGAUGCAGCUGAUGGCCAAGGGAAUGAGAGCAGCACCUCCAGAGUCUGUGCCUGCAGCCAGGAGAAGGAGUGUCCAGCUGAGAAGACACUGAGCAAUGGUCUUGUGAAGUCUGAACGAGAAGUUCUCUUAGUAGGUGAUGGUCAGCCUGUGAUGGAGAGUCCUGGCCUUGAGCUGGAGUCUCUCUUGAGUUGCUCCAUUCGAGUGCUGAAGAAUCACUGGGGAAUCAUCUCAACGUUCCUUCACGUGCACCCCUUUGGAGCCAGCAUAGAGUACAUCUGCUCCUACCUGCAGCGCCUGGACAGCAAAAUCUGCACCGCAGAGGUGGAAGUUCUCAUGACCCGCCUGCAGAACACCUUCAGGCAGGAGCUGAGUGGGGUUGGGGCCAGCCUGGAGAAAAGGUGGAAGUUUUGUGGCUUUGAUGGCUUGAAAAUGACUUGAGCUUGGACUUAACUCUGCAAACAACAACAUGAUCUGUACACCAGGAGGGCCUGGGCCACCUCUUACCUCUGCUCACGGUGACUGUCUUGCACGCAUCACGGCCUCAGGUGGGAUAAUGUGGAAGUGAAACCAAGUCCAGAGCAGCACUGGAAGAAGCCUCAUGUUCUGCAGCUUCUCUGAUGGGUUCCUUCUGAGGGGACAGGUUCUGCUCAAUAGAUUUGUGUCAGAGAAGUCCAUGUCUGAUGUUUUGAAGCACCAUGUGUUGACUCUGUCUUGCCAGUGUUGUAUGUGGUUUGUGUGCCCAACUCUCUCAUCCCUCUACCACCUUCUUACUGGUGGGACCAGCCAUGGACUAUCCUGAAGCCACAGCAGAGGGACCAUUUCUGGUUUCUGGAACCACCAAAAAGGGGAAGGGGUGGGGAAAAGGCUUUUUUUUUAGGUGUUUCUACUAUUAAACCCAGAAGCUUUGGAUGGCUCUGGGUUCUCUGGGUCCAGUUGUCGGUUCUUCUUCAUGCUAUUUUCUCUAGGAGUGGUCUCACAGCUAAGCUGAGAUGAAGGCAGCAUCUCUGAGCUGAGUGAGCUUCCAGCUGCUGGGCUGCCCAUGGCAGAGGCACUCUGCACCCCGUUUCUGAGAUGGGAAAGGGGUUUAAUGUUGAUUUGGGUGGAGCAGAGCCCCUACAGCAGACCUCUUUAAGCAAUGGCUUGACACCAGCUUUCUCCUCCCACUUGACUUUGGAGGCCAAGCUGCAAACAGCACACACUUCUCUUCUGAACCUUUGUUUCUCGUGGUCUCGGUAUGUGCCAGGCUCCUCUUGAACCUUCUCCAGGAGGUUAGUGAGAUGGAAAGUAAAAUACCUCAACCCAUUGAUGCAGCCUUGUCACAUCCCUCUGUAGAACCUCUCUACCCUCCAGCAGCUCAGCACUCCCACCCAACCUGUGCUCCUCUUCAACCUGCCUCAAUCCUCUUAUCCAGAGCAUGGAUGAAGAUGCUGAACAGAACUGGCUGCAGUACUGAGCCCCAGUGAGCUGCCACCAACUGGAUCCUCAAGCUCUGUGCAGUCACAGCUGCCUGGUGUACAGGGCUGUCCCAUCAGGAGAGUUUGGAGCCAUCCCUUAGAGCUCAGCAGUUGCCAGGCCAGCAGCUUUCCAUGAUGGCAGCUAGGUGAUGGUUUGCUGUCUGCACAGCAGCUCUUGGUGCCCUUCAGUUGAGUCGUUGAUCCCAGCACCUUUUUAUUUUGAGGAGAGAAGCCCUAACUCUUCCAUAAGAAUUCCUGUGUUCUCCAGUGCUUCCAUGGUCUCUAACCCAUCAAAACCCUUCUCUCUCUGCUGCCAUUUGGAUCUCCAUCUCAUGCUCUCACUGGGAUGGGUGCUGAGUGCAUGGUGGAGCAGAUGGAAGGACCUCACUAACAUUCUAAUCCCUCAGAUAUUGUCCCCAGCAAGCCUGGGUUUGUCCUCUCCCCUUUUCAGAUCUAGUUUGAAGCUCUUUCCAUGAGCCUGGCCAGCUCCUCUGAGGAUCCUUUUCUCCCCUUUGAGGCAGGUGUCAUGGUGACCACCCCAUGACCAAUUCUCCUGGUGAUGCCAGGCUCAGAGCUGAGUGUUGAUCUGAUUACCCUUCCUGCUGCUGCCCUCAUCAUGAAGAGAGAGAGGCCACCACUUGUGCUCUGAUCCCUUCAUUAGUUGUCCCAAGGCCCUGAAGGUCUCUGUUGAUUGUCUUCAUUUGACUGCUCCUGUUGCAAUUUCAUUGCUGUCUGCCUGGGAAAGCAGUACUGGGACCUUCUUGGUGAACCAUCACCCUCCUUGCUCAGUUUCAUGUGCAGAGCUUGGUACUUGUAACACAAGAGCACCUAAGAGGGUGGGGUGACUAUGGAGGAGGUGGACCUCCUGCACUGGGCAGGACAUUGUCACCUUCCCUUUGGUCCCUAAACUCUCCUGGGUGUAGAGAGGACAGGGUAGCUAUGCUACCUUGGAGAGCAGGAGAGAAGCUUCAUCCAGACAGGCUUGUUUAGCCUGGAGACCAGCUGUGGUGAGAGCUCAUGGGGGUGAGCACAGGCAGGUCUUGCACUCUGUAUCUGGAGAGCAGCUGGAGGAGCCUCACAGGUGGAGGCUGACACAGCAGAAGGACUUGUUGGCCCAAUUCUGUGGGACCCGUGGCUGGAGUUGCUCCUUGAAGCUGUGGCUGGGACUCUUGAGCAGCUCCAUGAAGGAGCAGAGAGGUUCUGUGGGGUGGCAGAAGGAGCAGUCCCUCUGCUGGAAGGCCCAGGAAGGGCCAGAGGAGUCCUGGGUCCUGCUGCUUGCCUUCUCCAGCAUUUCUCUGCAGAGACUCUUCCAGGGGGCUGAUGUUUCCCUGAAACCCCAUCUGCUGUUUGCCACCAGGAGAGAUCUGUUCUGCAGAUGGACAGUGAGAAGGCUGUGGAGAUGCUGGUGCAGGUGCACAGAGCCACCUCCUGUCCUCACUCUUGUCACUGAAGGUUGCUGGAGUGGGUGACAGAGGUCCCAAGGAGCUGUGACAGUGCAGGAGAACAUUUGGUUUGUAAGGAAUAAAGUUUUUAAAGGUCAAA
Molecule: messenger RNA, 4698 nt
Organism: Pogoniulus pusillus (Red-fronted tinkerbird)
Lineage: Eukaryota; Metazoa; Chordata; Aves; Piciformes; Lybiidae
Gene: ENOX2
Product: ecto-NOX disulfide-thiol exchanger 2
Exons: 16
Coding region: 251-2140 (629 amino acids)
Biological process (GO): ultradian rhythm
Cellular component (GO): plasma membrane; external side of plasma membrane
Molecular function (GO): oxidoreductase activity; RNA binding
Source: RefSeq, a predicted model, not a curated record